AUGUCGACAGACAAGGAGGGCUGGUACGGUGACACCCUGAGUAAUCGUGACAAGCUCCUGCAGGUGAAGUUGGCGACUGGAUGUUUGUCGGCAGGCAUCCCGCUUCAUGCCCUUGGCGACCCGCAGAUGAAGGUCUUCUUCGACUUCGCGAACAUAUGCAUGCCGGGAGACAGUCAUCUCGCCAAGCACAUCCCGGUCCUGCUGCGCACAGAGCUUGACACGGCCCUGUCGGAGCUUGGGGACGGGAAUUACACCGUGUGCUUCGACCCCACGCCCUACCGUUGCGAGUGCUUCGGCAUCGAGCUACGAUUCAUCGACCAGAAAGGCCAGGUGGUGCAGCAUGUCCUCAAGAUUGAGAUGCUGACUAAGUCCAUGUCGGCUCGAGACAUCGUCGGCCAGGUCAACGACACCUUGAGCGAAGAGUUUUGCCUGAAGGCGUCACGCUGCAUCGGCUUCAUGCUCGACGGCUGCACAGCCAACCUGCUCGCUCUCGACUCCUUGACGCAGCACAUCUACCGCAGGUCGCUUGGCGUCUCCUGCUUCUCCCACUUGUUCAACAACAUCGGGAAGCGACUAAUCUUCCCGGACUUGGAAGACUUCUUGGGCAAGCUGCACACUCUGCUUUCGCACAGCCCACAAGCCAAGGCCCUCUUACGCGAGAUCGUCGGCGUUGCAGAUCCUCCAACUCCCAACCACCGGUGGGGUUCGAGGUUCGAGCGCGACUACCUUGUCGCCAUGAAUUCGCCAGGUGUUGUAAAGUUCAUCGAGGCGCACAAGAGCAACGACGAGGACAAGUCCAGGACGGCGGCAUGGCUGCGAUCGGAGCUAGCUCGGAAGCGGGACGACGGCAAGUAUCAGGUCCUCGUCCUUCGGAUGCAGCUGGCUGUACUUGUGGACGUGGGCAAGAUCGUCACCGCUACCUGCAUCUUCCUCGAAGGCGACGAGCCACUGCUGCACAAAGCGUUCAGCAAAAUCGAGAAGUUCCGUUCCGAGCUCGAGCCAGACAAGGAUGGGCUCUUCAAAGAGGACGUGGCUUUGCCUACUCUGGACGCUGUCAUCGCCGCCAGCAUUGGCCAGGGAGGCGACUUAGGAGCCACCGCCGACCUUCUCAAGGCUGAGUUCCAAGACAUCAUCCCUCUGCGCACCUACGCAUACGACAAGAUCGGCCCUCACGAGGGGGCUGAGCGGGCGACAGUACUCAAGUAUAUGGAGGCCGCGCGGCUCAUCGACUUCACCUUCAUGCGACGUCACAAGUACAGCGCCAUCGAAGUCCGCAGCCUCACCGUCUUCCCCUUCAUCUCCGAGCAACAAGUCGACAAGCUUCUCGCUGAAAAGGACGACCACUAUGUCGCUGCCCGCGUGACGGACGCAGACUACGAUUUUUGA
Messenger RNA from Ectocarpus sp. CCAP 1310/34, 1386 nucleotides. The record is from the annotation of a GenBank genome assembly. NCBI's taxonomy places the organism in Eukaryota, Phaeophyceae, Ectocarpales, Ectocarpaceae.